Williopsis jadinii is the source of this 553-nucleotide messenger RNA. It is a transcript of the gene UMP1, whose product is annotated as Ump1p. NCBI's taxonomy places the organism in Eukaryota, Fungi, Ascomycota, Saccharomycetes, Phaffomycetales, Wickerhamomycetaceae. The record is from RefSeq and is a predicted model, not a curated record. Gene Ontology annotation, cellular component: cytoplasm; nucleus. The transcript has 3 exons. Bases 47 to 481 code for a protein of 144 amino acids. Gene Ontology annotation, biological process: proteasome assembly.
UUAGACAAGACACAACCAACACAACCAGCGCAAAGAUAAACAACAGAUGAGUCUUAGACUAGUUCCUGAAAACAAACAGCCUUCCACCGUCAACUCCACCAAGUUCGGUGAGGUUGCACCUUCAGCUCCAGCGUUGCAGGACAUCUUGAGAACACAACAGGGGCCCCUAAGUAUCAGCUCACAGGUCAAUGGAAGACAUCCUCUGGAGCAACGCAUUGAAGGAUGGGAGCAACGGCAACAAGAGCUCAAGAUGGAGCAAUAUAGACGUGUUUUCGGAAUGGCGGAGCCAAUCAAGCGUGAGAUGGAGUUGAAGAUCGUCGACUCCACCGACUUUGUUCCAAGCGUAUUGGGAGGCUCCUCGAACCUUCAUAGAGACAUCUUGCUAAACAAGGAUUCACGUAUCGACUGGGAGGAUAUCUACACAGGUAACGACUCAGUCAUGGGCUUCCACGCAGAGAUUCAGAAGAAACAUGGAAUCUAGCUCGAACUGGAGAAGAUGUGGUCGUCCCACCCUUUUUACUUAGAAAUAUACCAUAGCUGUGUGUAUCCACCC